This is a messenger RNA of Cylicostephanus goldi, 147 nucleotides long. The record is from the annotation of a GenBank genome assembly. Lineage: Eukaryota; Metazoa; Nematoda; Chromadorea; Rhabditida; Strongylidae.
UGUGGUGGAUGGCCGGACAAUGAAAUGGAUGAAGAUGUUGCGCUUGCCCAAGCUUUGGCGAUGAGCGAAGUAGCCUAUAUGCAAGAACUUCAGCUCAGAUUCGGUUGUGAUAUCGAGGAUACUAACAACAAUGGCAGGAGAGCUUAA